GCCUGGCUGCGGAGGGUCUGUUCGCGCUUGCGGUGGCCACCUCGGGGUCUGCCGGGGCUUCAGGCGUUCGUGGUCCUCCGGGAGUGUGUGAGAAGCCCUGUCGACGGACCGUCAGUCCUUGCGUCAUUGUAUAAUACUGUUGAUGGGCCAAGGAAGUGGGCGUCAAGAAAGAAGCAAAAAACUGGAGCUGACAACAAGUGAGACCAUGAAGGCAGAAGCACAUGUACAAAGUGAUAAAGAGGAAACUGAAGAGACAAAGACCAGAGACCAGAGGCUGAGAUUGGUCAUCGGCAUGGCAGACUUGAAAAAUAAAGCUAUUGGACUGUACAAUAUUGGGCAGACCUGCUGUCUGAACUCUCUGCUCCAAGUGUUCCUCAUGAAUACACACUUCACUGGGAUACUGCGAAGGAUCACAGUGCCACCAAGUGACUCACAGAAGAGGAGGAGUGUCCCAUACCAAAUGCUCUUGUUGCUGGAGCAGAUGCAGCAUGGCAAGCAGAAAGCUGUUUAUCCCCGUGCCCUUGCUUACUGUCUUUUAGAACACAGGAUGAAAUUGUUUGUGCAGUAUGAUGCUGCUCAGCUCUUUCUGACUCUCUGGAACUUGGUAAAGAAGCAGAUGAGAAACCCAGAGCUGACUGAAAAGCUGAGUGAUCUGUACACUAUCUGGGUACAGGAGUACAUGGUAUGUCAGGAAUGCUCUUUUGAAACAAAGAGAAACAGCAACAUGAUAACCCUUCCACUCUCAAUGUUGGAUUCCAGUUCGCACCUGCUGAAGACGUUGGAGGACUGUCUGCAAUACUUUUUCUAUCCAGAAGAGCUGACUGGUCACAACAUGUGUUUCUGUGAACACUGUGGAAAGAAAACGCCUUUUCUGCAGAGCAUGAAGUUAGCCCAUCUGCCACAGACCUUGAUCUUACACCUAAAGCGCUUCUGCUUCAGAAAAUCGGCCUCCAUCCACAAGCUUUGUCACUAUCUGCCCUUCCCACAAGACCUCGAUUUCAAUGCGGUUUUGACAACAGAGCAGUGUCAAGCAGAUGCCAGUGAAAAGGCUGCCUGGCAGUAUGAGCUCUUUGCUGUUGUUGCUCAUUCAGGAUCAACUGAUUGUGGACACUACUGUGCCUAUAUUCGGAGUCUCACAGAACACAAAUGGUAUUGCUUUGAUGAUUCCGAGGUCUGCCAGGUAUUGUGGGAUGAUGUGAGAUGCACGUAUGGACAUUCAGACCUCCACUGGGGACAAACGGCCUAUCUCUUGGUUUACAUGAGAAAAAAUCACCAGUAGCCUUAUCCAGGACUAUCAGAGUGUCUUAGGAAGCUGUGCCUACUGCCCUGACUUGUCUGUGAACCUUAACACCUCCAUGCCACUGUUGAUGUGCACAGAUGUUCCACGAGAGAGACCUGCACUCAAUCAGCAACCUCUACCUUCACUUUUAUUUAUGAAAAGUGCAGGAGAGACUCAGCUAGAGAAGGGAUGUAAGCAUUGCUUAAUCUAGGAAUGUUUUCUUUCAUGGCAUAUGAUUAUUUAUUUACUGUAUCCUGGAUAUUUGUGUGAUUCUGUAUGUGACUUUCCUUUUAAAACAUAGUGAAGUCAGUCGUUGUCCCUGCAGACUUACUAGUUUCUUUCACUGCUGAUGCCUACGUUCCAGUACAGGGGAAGUUCUUGGCUGGGAAGCCUGUGUUCCCAAGGCAAGAGCAUGCAGCUGAAGGAAAAAUGCAGAAAGACCUGGGAAGGAUGGUUGGUAACGUGACAAUCAGAAGAACAACAUUCUAAAAUCUCAUCACAAGAUUUAUUUGUGAGGGAAGUUUAAAAGUUUGGUUAUGAUGCUUUUAAAGCAUUCAUUAUGCAAGUGUUGACGUACUGCCUUCUGUGAGAGAGUCAGUGAUUCCAAUAACGUGAUAUCUAAAAAUACCUUCUAGCCUUGUAAUGUUCUUUGAUGCUGUCUUUACAAGGGUGCUAUUUCUGUGGGACCAAAUACAUUUAAAAAAUACCAAAUUAAUAAUAAUAGUGUCUAUGUGUAAUCUCAUUUACUUUUACGAUGACUAUGAACUUCCCAAAUCAUGUCUGCUUUCUGUUGUUAGGUGGAAAGUCGUUGGAGAGUGCUUAAAGCAUGCCUGUGAAAUUAAAUUAUUAUGAACUAGGAGGUAUUUAUUUCACUGUAUUAUCAAGGACCGUUAUUCUCUCUGACUUGUAUGCCCUUGUAUUUUUACUGUUUGUUCUGCUGAAAAAAAUCCCAAUUUAUGGCUUGUGACCAGGAUGAGGAGUUUUAAGCCUAUUCGCUUUGAGGAAUGCUUUACACACUUUUAAAGCACUUUGCAGUCAGUGAGUAAGAAAAGCAAGUUCCCAUGCGCUUUUAUCCAGCGUUCUGUAUAUGUGAACUAGCUGAAGGACUGUGCACUGACAGAAAUUGAGAAGUUAAUAGGUUAAGAGACUGACAAAACACUUCUGAUUUGCUAUACUCUGAAUUUUAAAAAUAAGCUUUCAUCUUUAGAAGAAAAAGCCUUGAAUGUGUUAUAACCUUUUAAGCAUAUCACCCUGUAAGGAAGCAUUUGUUGACAUACGUUAAGAAUCUUUUCAGUCAAUGCUUGUGUGGGGAAAAAAACCAAGCUUUUAUUCUUUGAAUAAAAUAGUAUGGGACAAAUUACCUUGAAAAUAAGCCUUUUGGAUUGUUUUGUUUUAGUUUUCCCAAACAGCAAAACUGCCCAGUUAGGGCCUGUCAGAGCCUAGUGAUGAGGAGCUCGUCUGACCUCUAGUGACAGCAGAGUUCAAUUACUGAAUGUUUCUGUGAGCCUAGUGUUUUCUGGUGCACUACAAGUUGUGGGUGGGUUAAGUCCCAGACAUGAUCUAGCCAAAAGCAUGCCCAAAACUUACAGCCAGAAUUUUGGAAGACCCAGUGAUGCAUUUCUAUACAGGGCUCCUCAGUGACAUGUUCAGUAUUAGGUGUUGGAGCAUCUGAGGGAGAAUAGAGAUGCUGUAAGAGUAAUGGGAAAACACAUGCUAUGAAAUGUGUCUACGGCUGGCUUUCUAACUGUUUGUUAUUCUUCUCUGAAUUGAAUUUCAAAAAAAUCUUUGAGUAUUUUAUAUAUUAUCUUUAAAUGUGUAAGUUGGUUAACGUUAAAUCAUAACACUCCCAGACUUUUAGGCAAGAAUUCUGUCAUGAAGCAGUAAUGCUCUUUUUGACAGUAGCUUGGUACAGUACAGUUUUAAUCUGAGAAGUGUAGACAGGAAUUAAACUUUGCAAAGGUACUAAUUGCAGUAGCUUGGUUGCUUAGAAGCAGUGGUCACUUUUAAGUUAAUGUGUGAGUAAUUGGUCUAGGGGCUUCUGCAGAGCACAGAGAGGAGUUGCUGGGUGGCGCAGUUCAGGAUAAUGAUGCCAGGUUCUUGGUUUGAGACUAUGCCCACUUUGAUAAUGCCAGCUUAAAGAGCUCUCCCCUCCCUCUCUGUCCAUCUCUGCAUUGCAAUGUGCCACCACUUCCCGUAUCUGUGCCCACACAAAUGUUUUUGGAUCUUUGCUAUUAUCACAAUGAUGGGACCAAUUAAAGCCUCCUUGCCAAAGUAGGUUUUCUGUUUUGCUUUUUAACAGCUAAUCCAUCAAUUCAGACUGAGAUAGCUGUAACUUAUUUCAGUAUAAACCCUCUGUGGACGUUCCUAGCCCAACAUAAAAAUACUUUGUGUUACUCAGUUCUUUUGGUUUCUAUGCCGCUUUCAUGUUCUUAACCUUAAGGAAUAAAGCUCAUUUUCUAUUAUGGAAAACUCAUUUAGAUUUUGAUACAGAACGAUCAUCUUUAUAAUGUUUACAUCAAUCUCUAGGUUCAUAAAGUAGAUGUGUUGCUCAUCUGAAGUUGACGAGCUGGAUGAAACUUGUUUGCA
Molecule: messenger RNA, 3865 nt
Organism: Struthio camelus australis
Lineage: Eukaryota; Metazoa; Chordata; Aves; Struthioniformes; Struthionidae
Gene: USP18
Product: ubiquitin specific peptidase 18
Biological process (GO): protein deubiquitination
Cellular component (GO): nucleus; cytosol
Molecular function (GO): cysteine-type deubiquitinase activity
Source: RefSeq, a predicted model, not a curated record